This is a messenger RNA of Tribolium castaneum (red flour beetle), 590 nucleotides long. Its product is annotated as odorant binding protein 17. The coding region runs from base 7 to 531 and encodes 174 amino acids. The record is from RefSeq and is a predicted model, not a curated record. Lineage: Eukaryota; Metazoa; Arthropoda; Insecta; Coleoptera; Tenebrionidae. Gene Ontology annotation, biological process: sensory perception of smell. The transcript has 5 exons. Gene Ontology annotation, molecular function: odorant binding.
UUAAUCAUGGCCUCGAACCAAAAGAUUUUUAAUAUAAAACUGUCACGAAUCUUUCAAAUUAAUAGUCCAAACGAAACAAAGAUGAAGAGCACUUGGUUUUUCCUACUUUUGGCUUGUUCCCUAACUUGUGCUUUGGAUCAGGAGUUUGUUGACGAGUUUUUGGAAAAAAUGCAAGAGUUUGGUGCCCAAUGUGCUGAAGAAACCGACGCUACUUCAGACGAUAUUGCUGAACUGAUUGCUCGCAAACUCCCGCCCAGCACACACGAGGGCAAAUGCAUGAUUUUCUGCAUGCAGAAAAAAUUCAAUAUGAUGAAAGAAAACGGUGGUAUUGAUCGAGCUGGGGCGAUAGCUGCCUUAAAACCGCUCCAGAAAGCCGAUCCAGAGUUGCAUCAGAAAGUUUUGAAAAUUUUUGUAACGUGUGGAAUGAGAGUCAAACCAUCACCCGAUCCUUGCGAUACUGCAACUGAACUGGCUUUGUGCGGGAAAAAGGAAGCCGAAGCUAUUGGGCUGGAAGACGCUCUCCUGACUUAAAUCCAAUGUUAUGUAUUUAUGUCCAACCGUGUUGUAGAAAUAAAGCAUAAGAAAACUAA